GUUGCAGUGAUAUUUCGCUUUAGAUUCUAUAUACUGUGGCCACCGAAGUGUUCAGUAUGGCAUAUUUGUGCAAUCAAUCUCUAGACGAUCAUUAAUCACUAACAAAUUGCAAUACUAAUUACAGCAGUACACUGCCAAUAAAUCUAAAGCGUGUAUUACAUAGCUUGGUAAAUAACUUGUCUUCUAGAUAUCAUUUAGCUGCACCUACGUAGACUAUCAUAGAUAUCGAAUUCAGACAUAGCGUAUUCAGCAAUAGAAAAAUACUGAUAUGGGCUCAAAGCGCAUUAUGGACUGGUUCGGUGGCUACUGGUCCGACUACCGAAGCACUACGGAAGAUAUAGCACAGAAAACUACAGCAAACAACAUUGAAGAGUUGGGGAAGAUGGACAAUAUACCUUACAUGAAAAUACAGACACAAGAGAAUACCGAGAAUAGUAACCCGCCAGUAGAAACCAAUGUGACAAAGAUCACUGCAAAGAACCCUAAAUUACUUUCUCAAGUUAUGAGUGUCCCCGAUCUUUCGAAUAUGAAAAGUACUAGUCACUGGAACAAACGACGGGACUUUAAAGAGCUUCUUCGCGAAUACCUUGUUGUGCAGACACUGAGCGAAGGCAGUACGGCCGAGGUGUUCCUAGCCGAAGAAAGAGCCACUGGCAAGUUGGUUAUUAUCAAAGAACAGUUACUGGAGAAGCGAGACCGGAAGAUGGUUCACAGAGAAGCCUGCAUACACAGCCGGUUGCAGCAUCCCAACAUCGUAGAACUGUACUCAACGGCUAAAAAUCAAAAGGUCAUGGUGUUGCUGCAGGAGUAUGUAGGCGGAGGUGAGCUAUUUGAUGCUGUCAUACCGGACAUUGGUGUACACCCAAUGCGUGUUCGGAGCUAUUUGCUACAACUCGUAUCAGCCAUCAAAUACUUGCACAACUUAGGCAUCGCACAUAGAGACAUUAAACCCGAGAAUGUGUGCCUGGAUUCGAGUAAGGAGAUUCCAAAACUGAUUGAUUUUGGCCUGUCCGAGUACGUUUCUGAGGAGCCCGGUGCCGUCUAUAAACGCCAUGUGGGCACCGUACCAUACAUGGCCGCCGAACUUUGGCUUGAUGUGGAGGCCACACACAUAGAUGUGGACAUCGUGGCUACAGAUGUAUGGGCGUUAGGAAUCAUGUUGUUCUGUAUGCUUGCCGGUCGUUUUCCCUGGGGCGAGGCUUCAUUGCGCAGUAAAGAAUAUCAACGGUACUUGAAGGGUGACUUCUCGCGGAAACCCUGGAAAUCAAUACCCGAGGUUCAGCUUACACUUCUAAGACACAUGCUGGACGUCGAUCCUAGGACUAGGUGGAACAUUGUCGAGGUGGAACAAUAUAUUCUUACUAGAUGGGCGCCUGUGCGUGUACCGUCACCAUCGAAAUUGCAUGCCCCGGUACCUCAAGUUCUAGCCCCGGUACCUCAAGUUCUAAUGGGACAUGCAGAUCUCACGACGGCACAACACUCGGGUAACAACACCAAUAUAUCACACAGUGAGAUUGUGAGCGCUACUGAGAGCGGCGACUUCGAAAAUACAAUCGCGUCGGCAAGGACUACUAUCGAGCACCCUUCCCCUUUAAUGGGUGGUUUUCCACAGACAUCGGAUUCUUCUGGGCUAAAUAUGGUGGGUGUGGGAAAUGUCAAAAGUGUGCAGAGCCUGCACGCAGGCAGCCACAAGGAUAGUACGGCGAAUUGGGUCAGAGACCAGGCCAGAAAUUAGAGGAAAAUCAGCCCAUAGUAUUUUUCUGGGCGAGUCCAAAAAAAACGGAUACCGGUUCACAAUGAAGUACCAAAAAUUUAGUAAUUAUUAGGUGACACAGACUCGCAGUGCUGUGAUGGUAUUAGUACGCUGCUCACUUGUACAUAUCUUCGAGUCUGUGCUCGUGGGGCGUGAAUAAGGUUGACAAUAAAGUAGGGAAUAUAACAAGCAUGUCUUAAUUGCAG
Messenger RNA from Sphaeroforma arctica JP610, 1959 nucleotides. RefSeq names its product CAMK/CAMKL/CHK1 protein kinase. NCBI's taxonomy places the organism in Eukaryota, Ichthyosporea, Ichthyophonida. Gene Ontology annotation, cellular component: cytoplasm. Gene Ontology annotation, molecular function: protein serine/threonine kinase activity; ATP binding. Bases 269 to 1735 code for a protein of 488 amino acids. The transcript has a single exon. The record is from RefSeq and is a predicted model, not a curated record. Gene Ontology annotation, biological process: protein phosphorylation; intracellular signal transduction.